AUGUUCUUGUCACCAGGUUUGGAGUUAUGUGUUGGUGAUGAACUGCCGGACAAGGUGUGCGCUGAAUGUGUGCAUCAGGUAAAUGUAAGCUACAACUUCAAGUUGCAAUGUGAAAUGAGUGAUGUAAGACUUCGACAGAUGCUGUUAAGACCGGGGGACGAUCCUCUGCCUAGCAAAGGAGAAGCAUUUGAGAUUGACAAAGUGAAGGUGGAAGUUGAUGAGGUGGAAAUAACUAUCAAAGAACAUGGCAUUACUCCGGACGCCAGUGAUGACAGUCAGUGGCUGGAUGCUGAAUGUACAGAACAAAAUCCUAAUGAUCAUGACAAAAUCAAAAACACUGAUCAUGAAGGAACAUCUAUACACAGUGUCAUAAAUGUAUCACAGCCACAGAAGAAGUUUGUGUGUGAUGUUUGUGGUAAAAUGUUUUACUUGAAGAGUGCUCUCAAGCGACACAUGGUAACACAUAGUCAAGAAAGGCCGUACUCUUGCAAUGUGUGUGGGAAGAGUUUUAAUCUUAAACAGAGCAUGAAAAUUCAUUGCAAAAUACAUUCUGCAGAGAAGCCAUACUCCUGUGAAGAUUGUGGGGCUUGUUUUUCACAGAGCAGUGGUCUUUAUAGUCACACGAAAACACACAGUGUGGAGAGACCGUAUGCCUGUGUGGAUUGUGGCAAGAAAUUUGUCAGAUUAGCACAUCUUCAGGCACAUCUGGUGUGCCAUACAGGGGAAAAGGCAUUUAACUGCACUCUGUGUCCUAAAACAUUUGGACGUGCUGACAGUUUAAAAGAACACCUGGCAAUUCAUGCAGGUGAGAAACCUUUUCUCUGUACAACUUGUGGCAAGAGAUUUUCAAAGAAUCACAAACUGAAGACUCAUAUUUAUACGCAUUCACAGAACAAACCACAUGUGUGCACUGAAUGUGGUAAAACUUUUGCUAGGAGAGAUCGGCUGAAAGAUCAUCUUACCGUGCACUCUGGAAAGCGUCGAUUUGUUUGUCAAGAAUGUGGCAAAGGUUUUGUGAGAAAAGAACAUCUUAACUAUCACUUAAAUUUACAUGGCAAACAUAAAUUAAAUUAGUGACUUAAGAAUCUUCUCCAUUAACCUAUAGGGCUAGCAGAAGUUUUUUUGAUUAUACAAAUGAUGGAGAAUUUUCACAUUUACAGAAGGCUGUGGUUUAGUUUCUACUGUUUUUUGAUUUUCCUUAAAUGGUACAGUUUAAUGGAUUAUUAUUUAUGCAGCAAAUAUACAAGAUUUCAAUAGAUGGUAUGUAAUGAUGUCUUACCUUCUGAUUAGGAGAAUUAAAGUCAUUCAGUUGUACGUGGACUUUCUGUUGAUUACUCUUAAGUGGUUGUAGAUAAUAUUAAUAAAACUACAGGGAAUUUAAUUUCCUCUGUCAAGAAACUGUAAAUAAGGAGGUGGGAUGCUCAGAUCUGUCACAAGAAAACAGAUGCAGAUCUCAAAAGCUUUUCCAAAGAUGUAUAAAACCUGCAAAAUGGUAUUUAGGCCAGUUUCUUAUGUGGGUCGUCCCACGCUGUAGCCACGCGGUCUGAGGCAUCAUGCUUCGGACCGGCGAUACGGAAUGCGCGCUGGUUCAGGUCUCAGGGGAGAAGAAGUUUUCUCAUGAGCUUUCGACCAGUGUAUGGGACCGGUGCCAACCCAGCAUCGUGAGGAAAUUGGGGAGCUACAAUGAGUAGCGUAAUCCGGUCAGGAAAGCUAGCAAUGGCUGGGGGUUCAUCGUGCUGACCACAUGUCAGCCUGUAUCUGGCUGGAUGAUCGUUCAUCUCUGCUUAGGCAUGUGAACGUGAGGCCAGCAGUCAAGCUAGUCGGCUUUGGCGCUCUGGAGCUGUUACGCCACUGAUUUAAUUUUUUAAUCUAUGACCAUUCCUUUGCACAUACUUUCAAACUCAGUCAUUAAUCAUCCUAUCACUCAGUUUGAUGUAGUCUUGAGUACUGAUGUCCUUAAAUAAAGCAAAAUAAGAAACUA
Molecule: messenger RNA, 1981 nt
Organism: Zootermopsis nevadensis
Lineage: Eukaryota; Metazoa; Arthropoda; Insecta; Blattodea; Termopsidae
Biological process (GO): regulation of transcription by RNA polymerase II
Cellular component (GO): nucleus
Molecular function (GO): RNA polymerase II transcription regulatory region sequence-specific DNA binding; DNA-binding transcription factor activity, RNA polymerase II-specific; zinc ion binding
Source: RefSeq, a predicted model, not a curated record